This is a messenger RNA of Fusarium vanettenii 77-13-4, 996 nucleotides long. RefSeq lists its product as uncharacterized. The record is from RefSeq and is a predicted model, not a curated record. The coding region runs from base 1 to 996 and encodes 331 amino acids. The transcript has a single exon. Lineage: Eukaryota; Fungi; Ascomycota; Sordariomycetes; Hypocreales; Nectriaceae.
AUGACCUCGACAACUUCUAGAUACGCGGCCGCACACCUCAAACCCAACGGCCCUGGCGAUGCAAGACCUACCGCCCUUCAAAUCGUCAAGGAUGAGGAGAGAGAAAAAGGCCUUGCCGAUAAGGUGGUUCUUAUAACCGGCUGCUCAUCCGGGCUCGGCAUCGAAACGGCAAGGGCUAUGAAGGCCACAGGUGCAACCAUCUUCGUCACAGCACGGAAUCUAGAAAAGGCGAAAACCGCACUUGGGGACGUUCUGGAUCAUACUCAAGUUCAUCUUCUUAAGCUUGAUCUGGAGUCUUUCGACAGUGUCCGAGCCUGCGUCGCCGAAGUCAAGACCAAGACCAACAAGCUCAACAUUUUGAUCGAAAACGCUGGGAUUCGUCACGUUCCCGAGGGAAGAACCAAAGAUGGUUUCGAACUCCAUUGGGGCACCAAUCAUCUCUCGCACUUUCUCCUGUUUGAGCUUUUGAGACCUAUGCUCUUGGAAUCAUCAACACCCGAUUUCCAGUCUCGCGUUGUCGUUGUAUCAUCGACUGCGCACAGAAAUGCACCCAUGGAUUUCAGCGAUCUCAACUGGGAGAAGCGGAAAUACGAGCCUUUUGUGGCAUACGGACAGAGCAAGCUGGCCAACGUCUACACCGCCAGCGAGAUCGAUCGACGCUAUGGGGCACAGGGCCUACACGCUUGGAGUGUGCACCCUGGAGGUAUCAGGACAGGAUUACAGAAGCCCAACUUGCAUGACGCUCUGAUCUUCUUGAAGUCUGGGGUCAUGACUACACUCAGGUCCAUGAUGAGCCCAGAGCAGGGUGCGUCCACGUCGGUCUGGGCGGCUGUCAGCCGAGAGCUUGAAGGUCGUGGGGGAAAGUACUUGGAACGGAACAGGAUCAGCGAACCCAGGAAGGGUGAGAGCCUGAUUGAGGCUGGUUAUGCUGAGUGGGCGUAUGAUGAGGAGAAGGCAAAGAAGUUGUACGACAUUUCUCUGGCGGCGGUGCAAUAG